CCAUAUGUAAACUUGGCACACUCCACAUUCGUUUGUGCUACUAGUAAGCGCAUGCAUGGCACUUGUCGUGCUCGUAAGACUAGCUCUGUGGCUUCUAGGCUCCUGCCUGGAGCUCGCCGCCCUAGUGCUCUUCCGGGGCCUGGCCCUCCUCGUCGGCGCCGCCGUGGACCUGGUCAGGCUGCCGGGGCAGGCGGCAGAUGCGGCACUCGAUGCGACCAAGGGCGUGCUUGAAGCGGCGGGGAAGUUCGUCUUCAACCUAGUCUGGGACGUGGCGGUGGCCGUCGUCUCGGCGUUUCUCGAGUCGCUCUGGAGCGUGGUGGCCGGCACGGCGGAGUUCGUGGCGUCUACGGUUGUGGAGCUCAUGGAGGCAACGCGGGACGGCAGCGACGAGGCGGCGCAGGCGCUAGCGGAGGCGCUGGAGGGCGCGGCGGAUGCGGUGGCCGGGACGCUGGCGAAGCUCGCGGAGAACUACACCGAUGCUCUUGUGCACCUCUUGCAAAACCUCAUCUGAUGAUGGACUCGUUGUCGGAUUCGUCGGAUUGGUCGUCAUCCGACGAUUCGGACAUUGACGAGUUGCUGCAAGACAACGACGUCGAGAUAGAUGACAGAGGUUUGCCAUAGUUCGGGUCCAGCUCGGUUUUGGGACAAAAAAACCUUGAUGAACAUCAUGAAAUGUUGUGUGAUUCUACACAACAUGAUCCUAGAGGAUGAGAGAGGGUUAAACCUCCCUUGUUUCUAUGACAAUGUUGGUACCCGUGUGCAACCGGAAAGAAACCCUUCUCGCAUACAAGCUUUUCUUGAAGCACAUCGUGAGAUUGAGGAUGGAACCACUCAUGGUCGGCUUCGGGAUGAUCUAGUAGAGCAUCACUGGCAUUUGGAUGGGCGGCGCAUUGGCGCAUGAUGUAUCUUUGUUUUACUUAUCUAUGUCCUAUUUGAUUCGAACAAUUGUUGUAAUUUGCUCAAACAUUCUUGUAAUGAUUUGAAUGAUUAUUGUUUUCUUCGGUGUUGUAAUAAUAACUAGAAUGAUUAUUGUUUUAUGUCAAAUGUGAUUGAAUUUGUGAUAUGUGAUAUGAUGAAAUGUGA
Messenger RNA from Hordeum vulgare subsp. vulgare (domesticated barley), 1083 nucleotides. RefSeq lists its product as uncharacterized. Bases 56 to 511 code for a protein of 151 amino acids. The record is from RefSeq and is a predicted model, not a curated record. The transcript is spliced from 2 exons. Lineage: Eukaryota; Viridiplantae; Streptophyta; Magnoliopsida; Poales; Poaceae.